UUUGCAGACAGCUAGAAAGACAACAGACUUCCUGCUCCAUCACUCUCUGCCCUAUGCCCUGAGACACAGUCUAUCAUCUUGAUGGCAUCUAGAGUCCCCUAGAAAACAGCCUCGGGCACUGGGAAGACCUACGUUGCAAGCAGGCUUCCACAGUUCCGUGCCCUUGGGUCCUGAGCUGCACAAAGGGCGGAAGGAAGGAAGGUGACUGAGGAGGAACACUUGACCCUCUGCUUCCUGGCUCUGGAUUCAAGGUGAGCAGUGGUCUCAAGCUCCAGCUGUCAAGACUCCCACCACAGUGGACCUAGCUGUCCCAACUCCUGCUCCCGGCUGUCACUAUGGAGAUGGCCUUGCAUCUUCUCCUCCUCUUUGGGGGCUUCUGGGCCCAGGUGGUGAGCCAAGAAAAUCUGCCGAAUACGAUGACGAUGUUGCCAUUUACUCCGAAUAGCGAGUCCCCAAGUACCUCUGAAGCCUUGAGUACCUACUCAUCAAUUGCUACAGUGCCAGUGACAGAGGACCCUAAGGAGAGUAUCAGCCCCUGGGGGCAGACCACUGCCCCAGCUUCCUCAAUCCCCUUGGGAACUCCAGAAUUGUCUUCUUUUUUUUUUACAUCAGCUGGUGCCAGCGGGAACACCCCAGUACCUGAGCUUACAACCUCUCAGGAAGUUUCCACCGAGGCAUCAUUAGUACUGUUUCCAAAAUCAUCAGGUGUAGCCAGUGACCCUCCUGUCACUAUAACUAAUCCUGCGACAAGCAGUGCUGUGGCAUCUACCUCUUUAGAAACUUUUAAAGGGACCAGUGCACCUCCUGUCACUGUGACAAGCUCGACCAUGACCAGUGGACCCUUUGUGGCUACAACUGUAAGCUCCGAGACCAGUGGUCCUCCAGUCACUAUGGCUACUGGGUCUCUGGGGCCCUCCAAAGAGACACAUGGACUCUCUGCCACCAUAGCAACCAGUUCUGGUGAGAGUUCUAGUGUGGCCGGUGGCACCCCAGUCUUCAGUACAAAAAUAUCCACAACGUCUACCCCAAAUCCCAUAACCACCGUGCCACCACGCCCAGGAUCGAGUGGCAUGUUGCUGGUUUCCAUGCUCAUUGCCUUGACGGUGGUUUUGGUCCUUGUGGCGCUACUGCUGCUGUGGCGCCAGAGGCAGAAGCGGAGGACUGGGGCCCUGACCCUGAGCAGAGGUGGAAAACGAAAUGGUACGGUGGAUGCCUGGGCUGGGCCAGCUCGGGUUCCUGACGAAGAGGCCACCACCGCAUCAGGGUCAGGGGGCAACAAGAGCUCCGGAGCGCCGGAGACGGAUGGCUCCGGGCAGCGGCCCACGCUCACCACUUUCUUCAGCAGACGGAAGUCUCGCCAGGGCUCGGUAGCACUAGAAGAGCUGAAGCCUGGGACGGGUCCCAACCUGAAGGGGGAGGAAGAGCCUCUGGUAGGCAGUGAGGACGAAGCUGUGGAAACCCCAACUUCUGACGGGCCACAAGCCAAAGAUGGGGCUGCACCUCAAUCCCUAUGAGUAACGGUAUUCAUCUAGUCUGCUCCUUGACCCCAGAUCCUGCUGUCAGCUGCCUCUCACUCUGCAUUUGUGAAUAUUUGUGGGCCAGGUCCAUUCGUUCAUUCAUUAUUCAGCCAUUCAUUCCUCUCCAACCCCCGCUGUUUUCCACCUCCCCUUCCUCUGUGCUCCCUUUGAAUCUCCAGAAGAUAAGCUUAGUUGACCCACAUUUUCCAAGCAUCCCCCUUGGAAUGCUGGGAUCCGACAAGAAGAAUGAAAAUGAUAAGCCAGAAAACUCCGGAGGAGGGGCCCCCUGAGGACUGCCUCUCAACUACCAUUUGCUUUGGGGACAGCUUAGAGCUGGAUGUAGCCAUUCAGUUUGCUCUUGGGUGAACUGUGACCUGUGACUUUUCCCAGAGCACUCCGAUUUUGGGCUGGCCGGUAGCUGCUUGGGGUAGCCUGCCAGAGAUCAGUCACUUCUCCUGGAGGUGGGGAUGGGGAGACUUCCUGGCUCCAUGUGGUCCCUGCACCUGUUUUGUCCACUCGGAAGUAUGGUUUAUGUGCAAGAUAGGACAAUUUAGGCGAUGGCUGUGAACAGUACUGGUGAGUAUAGACCAUGGAGAGAGCAGGGGAGAUGCAAAAGGAGGGGCACGGGAGCUGCCGAGCCCUCAGAUCCCUUCAUUGUGCUCAGACAGGAUAUGGCUGAAAACCUAAGUUUGUCUGUAGUUCCCCAAAAGAAUGCAAACAUGAUGGGGACUAAAUGUCUCCAUACUUGUGCCAUCAAGAAUGAGUUCUUCAGCUUAGCUGCCACAGCCUUUCCUCAAAGGCUCCCUCAGACCAGCACACACCAAGCACCCAUGCAAGAAGGGGAGAAGAAUCAGCCCAAUGCAGGGACUGGGUGGUGCAAAACCACUGCUUUUGAUGAUGCUUUCCCUACAGGCUCAAUUUGUCCGUUUCCUCUGAAGUCCUUCCCAUCUCUGGAAUAAGAAAGAGUUAAAUGAAAGACAGGCUCAGGGGGUGGGACAUGGAUGCCCAAAGGGUCUGAGGUAGAGAGGGGACAGACCACAAUUGUGCUGUUUCUGACUCUGAUACCAGCCCGGCUCGUGGUCCAAAGCUGGUUGCUGGAAGAGCUGUGCAAGGGGAAGUCGUUGAGUCAGAGGACACUGUCCUUGAGAACAGCCUGACCUACAAAAAGAUGUGUGUGUGCGGCUGUGUGGCCUGGGUGGAAAAGGGGAAGGUGGGUAGGAGGGAGGGGACGAGGAGUGGAAAGGGACAAGGAUCAGCUGCCACCACAUCAUCAUCUCCUCCCCAAGUCUGUGGGAAGAGGAAGGGCCAAGAUGGGCACACCUGAGCCAUACCGAACCCAUUUCUUAUAGGCGCAGUGUGGAGCAGCUCUAACAGAUGGCUAGUGAGUUGCAAGUGUCCCUUAAGGAACAUAACAACUGUUGUGGCUGAUUUUUGCCAAACCGAAUGUCCCUAUUUCAGGCUUAGAGGAGAAUGUUACCAAGCUGAGAGGUCAAUGGCUCUACCCAUCAUGUUCCACUGACACUCCUGAGGUAUUACAGGUUUCCAGGUACAGGGAGGAAGACAAGGAAAUGGGGUAGGGAUGGUGGAUGGCACGCAAUAGGACCUCAGCCCUGACAGACAAAAUGUCACAAGAGGCUAGGACAUGAUUGGUAUUCCACCUCCGAAGGAGGACAAGGAAGCUUAAUGUUUGUCCCAGGGUCUUGGCCAUAUCUCUCUUUCUAGUGGCUCCAGUACCUGGCAAGCAGCAAGGACUGAGUGCAUGCUCCGAUGGAUGGAUGGAUGGAUGGAUGGAUGGAUGGAUGGAUGGAUGUUGGAUGGAUGGAUGGAUGGAUGAAUGGACAGAUGGAUAGAUGAGGUAUUGGCAGCUAGCAAGAGAGAAGGCAUUUAACACAAAGAUUAGUAAUGCAAAAAUAUAUAAGUGAGUGGAACAGAGAUCAUGGUGGAUACACACAGCUGUCUUUCAGCUCAGGAGAGCGAGCACCCAGUAAGCAAUAGAAAAGCAAAAAUAGAAGAAGAAAAAGAAGAAAAAAGCAGGCAAACAGAAACAGGGAAAUGUAAAACACAGAGACCGUUUGAACUCCGUCAGUUAUGAAACCAUAGUAAGUGGCUUGUGUUUGUGACAUCCUGGCCUUGUCUUCAGAAAUGUGUAAUGACUUCAGAAAUGCCUGCGGCUGACACGGGGUAGGGAAGUAAAUGAUCUGUAAAUACAUGUGUGUUAUUGCAUUUGUGAUAGCAGCUACAUCCUGAAUGUUUAGUACGGUCCUCCUAAAGGGGAAUUUAAGUGUGAUUUUUUUCACCUAACUUGUCUUUGUUUUACACAAUAAAUGUCUUUACUUUUACAGUUAUGAAAAA
This is a messenger RNA of Rattus norvegicus (Norway rat), 3869 nucleotides long. It is a transcript of the gene Spn, whose product is annotated as sialophorin. Gene Ontology annotation, molecular function: transmembrane signaling receptor activity. Gene Ontology annotation, biological process: regulation of T cell activation; regulation of T cell migration. NCBI's taxonomy places the organism in Eukaryota, Metazoa, Chordata, Mammalia, Rodentia, Muridae. The record is from RefSeq and is a predicted model, not a curated record. Gene Ontology annotation, cellular component: PML body; membrane; nucleus.